Messenger RNA from Yarrowia lipolytica CLIB122, 2163 nucleotides. RefSeq lists its product as uncharacterized. Gene Ontology annotation, cellular component: anaphase-promoting complex. NCBI's taxonomy places the organism in Eukaryota, Fungi, Ascomycota, Dipodascomycetes, Dipodascales. The record is from RefSeq and is a predicted model, not a curated record. Gene Ontology annotation, biological process: positive regulation of mitotic metaphase/anaphase transition; anaphase-promoting complex-dependent catabolic process; protein K11-linked ubiquitination.
AUGGAAUAUUCGCUGGUGGGGUUUCUGACCCCGUUCAAAAUCGCUCUGGCGGGGCUCAUCAUGAUAUAUCUUGAUGGAGACAUUGCCACAGACCGCAUGUCUCUCAUGCUCAAGCUACUUCCCUACGUGCAGGGCAACCAUCUCGAUCUGACUCUGGAUCAGCUACUGGAGCUUACCGGCGACACAAGGACGAUUUCGACAGGUGAAACGGUCCAGAAGGUGCUUCUGCGUCGGUUACAGGCCAUAAAGUCGCUGGACGCUCUUGCCAUGUACAUUCUGUAUCUGGAUCGGUAUCUGGAUGAACCCAACGAAGCUCAUCCUGAUAUUGAAGAUGUACACGACCACCGUGCCCAGAUUCCGCGUCUAAUCAAACGUGACUCGUUCUUCUUUUCGUUUUUCCGAAAAUGCUUUCUCUCGUUCGAUUGCAUGGAGUUUGACGAAAUCAGUCGCGAAUUUGAAGCUCUACAAACAUGGCUGUCACGAUCACGUCAGUUCCAAAAACUCGAACAGCCGCCCAACUACGACGAUUCGAUACUGGACGAGUCCGCCGUUGAGCUGGACGACGCCAGCGCCUUCUCCAGCUAUAUUCACGACUUUGUGGAAAAGUCCCACAACAAUCCCAACUUGAUGGCGUACUCGGACGUGGAUCAGGUGGUCCAGCAGCAUACCAAGGACAUCCGGGAGAAGAAGAAACAUCUGGACCCACAGAUCGCGUCUCUGGCAACCAGCAUCGAGGGCCAAGUGCCCCCUUCAUUGCAUCAUAUGGAAUAUGUGAUCAGACACGAGGCACGUGACUCAAAGGCCCUCGACUACCUACAUCAGUACUUUGACUACACUAUGCAUUCCGACAACCGCAGCAUGUUCCACUAUGCGCUCUUCAGUCUAGCUACUUUCCAUGCUGACUUUGACUGCAAUCUUGAAGCCUGCAGAGCUGCAGAGGAGGCUAUCAACAUGGCCAGAGAAUCUAACGACCAUGCCGGACUCGCGUACAUUCUCUCGUGGUUGUACUCCUUUCUGGAGAACCGUCCCAGAGACAAGAAACUGACCCAGGCAUUCCAAGAUGAGCAGUUUGGCACACAGGAGCAGCUUCUCAACUUUAUCAAGCGAAGAUGCUCCUCGAACCCCACUCUGUACGUGCUGGGUCAGUUUUCCGAGACAAAACACAUUAUGGCCACGUCUGGGUCGCUGUCUCAGGCCCUGGAGUCUCUGUUCAGAGGCACUUUUGUGCAACUUCAUCACGAUCCCCAGACAAUCAGCGUGGAUCAAUGUUUGUUGCAGUCCGUCAUCUACUCGCGAAUGGGAAUCGGAGCACUGGCCAUGGUGCCCCUAGAUAUGGCCCUCGAGUCGGAUACAGAUGUACCCCUGACUACAGUGCGAGAUCUUAAGGCGUCUGUUCUUCUGGAUCGGGGCCGGGUAUUCGAAGCCACAGAGCUUUCUUCCGACCCGAUCAUUCAGCUGCGAGUUGCCAUGCACCACGAAGACAGUGAUCAGGUGGAGCGUCUAUUAGCUCGAUUCGAGUCCAAUCUUGUCUACCCUCAACUCGAGUACCGCUACUUGGAGUUAAGCUGGGCACGGACCCAAAAGGGGUUCUCUUCUGCUCUUCUUGAUUCUAUUCAGGAGCAGAUUGAGUGGAUUGAAAGCAGGGGGCUUGAUGUGUACUGGAAGCUGCGGUUUGUCUUACUCUAUACUGAGUGUCUGAUUGACCAACAGCCUCAUUCCAGUCGAGCUCUAUCGCUCACAUUUAAGUGUGUGCAGCAGACUGAGGCGUCUGGAAUCACCGUCCUACUUUUGGAAGCCAUCCAGCUGCUGGCCAAGGUGCUGGUGGGGUCAGGGAACUAUACCGACGCCAUUUCAGUUCUUGACGCGUCCAUGCCCAAGUGCUGCGAGACAGAGAAUGCAGAACUCAUUGGCAGGGGAUAUUCUCUGCUUGCAGAUGCUGCUAUCGGGUACUACCGAGUGUCUGAGAUUAGCGAUCUGCUCAAUUCUGCAAACAGGUACUUGCAUUCGGCUCUGCAAUGGUACAGUAAGGUGGAGAAGAAACGGGAGUCACGGGAUCUGUCGGCUAAGCUGUACCAUCUGGCGAAGUUGAGGAAGGUCGAUGAUGCUACCCUGCAUGCUUAUGAGAAGAGGGCGUUGAGAGAGAGGGAUAGGGAGUGGGAGUAG